CAUGUCAAUCUGUGUGUAGUACAUAGACUGAAUCCUCCCAGGCCAUCCCUUCUUUGCCAACAAUAACACUCCACCAACGACGUACAACAGAACAUGUCAAACGACCCUUUCGAAAGUGUAGUCAUCACGGUAACUCUCUCCGAUCGGAAGCUCGCGGAGGUGAGACGCGUGUUCAAGAAUGUAUUCUACCAUCCAGAUGGGAAAGUACCAGAGGAACACCUUGCCUUGGUGGAUAUAUGGUACACGAGCUGGUUGGGUCUGCCCAAGGAUAUCAAGACAAUUAGCCAAAUCCCUCGCACUAGAAUAGUGCAACUAUCAUCAGCUGGAGCCAAUAUCUUCCUCGGGACGGAAUUGAUGAAGUCAGACCAGGCCAAGAAGAAGAUUGCUGUGUGCUCGUCCUCAGGCAUCCACACUCUGUCUAUCCCGCAAUACAUUAUCUGUAAUGUGAUAAACUUGUACAUGAAACUUCAAAUACAAUUCCAUCUCGCCCGAACCAAUGCAGAAUGGCCUUCAAGAGACCAGGUUUUGCAACAUGCUGGUGCUGCAGGUCAGACACAUCCCGGAAACCGUUGUUUGUAUGGCAAGACUAUUGGAAUGUUGGGAUAUGGGCACAUUGCUCGUGAAACGGCACGACUAUUCAAAGCCUUCAACUGCAAUGUGAUUGCUGCAAACUCCAAUGGGGAUAAACGACCGGAAGAGGGGUUUCGACUGCCCGGCACUGGAGAUGAAGAUGGCUCGAUACCCGGCCAAUACUACUCUACAACCGAUCCCGAGUCUUUCAAGGAAUUUCUGUCCCACUGUGACGUUCUCGUAGCCAGUCUGCCCUCCACACCGCAAACGACCUAUAUGUUGACUGAAUCGCAUCUACGUUCAUUGCCCGAGGGCGCUGUGUUUGUUAAUAUCGGUCGUGGGGAUUUGAUACGUUCGGAGGAUAUCCUCGCUGCAUUGGACGCAGAAGGAGGCCUUUUCGGCGCUGUACUCGAUGUGACCGAUCCGGAGCCUCUUCCCUCUGGGCACCCGCUCUUCACACACCCUAGUGUUAUCGUGACUCCACAUACAAGUGGGAGCUUUGAGGGGUAUUUUGAUAGUGGUGCUGACGUGCUGCUUGCGCAAGGCGAUCGAUUGAAGCAGGAUUUACCUCCUAUCAAUGUCGUUGAUCCUACCAAAGGUUAUUAAGCUGUUGUUAUGUAAAUAUGUAGUCUUACGCCUAUUGCUCUUCAGCCGCUUUCAAAUUCCCACUCGCAUAUACUGUGUCCUAUGGGCGACGAAAUGGAUCGUGAAUGGUCAUCCACAUUGUAAUGUCCAUUAGAUGAUAGGGCAGUCCAAUAUUACCACCUGCCGGGCCUCCAAAAUAGAAUUGCAAGUUGCUUGUCAAGUAGCUACGUAUAAUUACACGGAUAGAAUGACCGGAUAAAUGCUCCGUGGCGACAGAAUAACUUGCUCCAGACCCCACUCCCUCGCCAAAGCCCUUCCCAUCCUUUUCGCACCUUCCUCCAUCUCAUCCUGCGGAGGCAAGGAAAAGCUAAUCCUGACAAAGAUCCUCUUUGCCUCUUGCUCCGGCGUCCAAACCGACGUCGAGGGCGCUUUAAAGAACUCGGAGGGAGCCAUCAAGACUUUCUCAUCGAUCAUCGCUUGGAAAACUUGUUUGGAGAUCGUUUCGGGGUCUUCAGAAGGAAAAGAUGGGUGGGACUCGAUCCUGAGACGGACCCAGAGGAACAUGCCUCCGGCGGGCUUGGGGAUUUCGAUGGUAUUGGAGGGAACGUGCUUUUUGAGGAGGUCAAUAAUGGACAGGCACCUUUUGGAGUAAAUGUCUGUUCAUUUUGUUGGGUGUCAGUAGCCACUCGUGAAGUUUAGAUGUGUAAGGUAAUCACCUGAGAUGUGAGGAAUGUAUUUUCGCUCG
Cryptococcus deneoformans JEC21 is the source of this 1900-nucleotide messenger RNA. RefSeq lists its product as hypothetical. Gene Ontology annotation, molecular function: NAD binding. NCBI's taxonomy places the organism in Eukaryota, Fungi, Basidiomycota, Tremellomycetes, Tremellales, Cryptococcaceae. The record is from RefSeq and is a predicted model, not a curated record. The transcript has 10 exons. The coding region runs from base 94 to 1176 and encodes 360 amino acids.